Molecule: messenger RNA, 402 nt
Organism: Plectropomus leopardus (leopard coralgrouper)
Lineage: Eukaryota; Metazoa; Chordata; Actinopteri; Perciformes; Serranidae
Source: RefSeq, a predicted model, not a curated record
AUGGGCAUCUUCUCCAUCCUUGAAGAGGAGUGCAUGUUCCCCAAGGCCACAGACACAUCCUUCAAGAACAAGCUGUAUGACCAACAUCUUGGCAAAAACAGAGCAUUUGAAAAGCCAAAGCCCGCCAAGGGCAAGGCUGAGGCCCACUUCUCCCUGGUGCACUAUGCUGGUACCGUGGAUUACAACAUCGCUGGCUGGCUGGACAAGAACAAGGACCCACUGAAUGAGUCUGUUAUUCAGCUGUACCAGAAAUCCUCAAUGAAACUGCUGGCUCUUCUGUAUCCUCCCGUUGUUGAGGAGUCUAGUGGUGGUAGCAAGAAAGGAGGCAAGAAGAAGGGUGGUUCUAUGCAGACUGUGUCUUCACAGUUUAGGGAGAACUUGGGCAAGCUGAUGACUAACUUG